Messenger RNA from Chara braunii, 1856 nucleotides. The record is from the annotation of a GenBank genome assembly. NCBI's taxonomy places the organism in Eukaryota, Viridiplantae, Streptophyta, Charophyceae, Charales, Characeae.
GCAGUUUGUGAAUCAAGAAACUGCCUUCUGCAAUAAGUGUUUGUGGUGGUAUCAUGACGAGUUUGAUCCGGAUUGUCCUAGGUCUAGUGAACCCAUGCCGGAGGGGAGAGGAGGCAGACGAGGCAGAGGGAGAGGAGCAAGAGGCAGAGGAAGAGGAGGUGGUCCGAGAGGAGCGCAGGGUCUCCGGCAGUGUCGUUGGCGGAAAUGAGGCAAGAGGUGGAUCUGUGGAAAAACACAGACAAAAGGCUAGUGUCGCACUGCCGCAUCAACGACAGCUGCUGGAUCUCCCACUAACUCUGCAGGAACUCCAGGAGGCGGUGAAGAGCAUGGCAAGGGGUAAGACACCAAGGGAUGAUGGACUACUCGUUGAAUUUUACGAAGCAACCUGGGAACAAGUGGGACCAAUCCUGCUUAGAAUUUUCAACAAGGUAUUGGAAGGAGGGAGACUGACAGAGGACAUGUACAGAGGGACAAUUACACUAGUGUACAAGAAGGGAGACAAGCAAAAUGUGAGGAACUGGAGGCCGAUCUCCCUGCUGAAUGUUGCAUAUAAGAUCCUGGCAGAAGCCCUCUCCAGGAGGUUGGCGAAGGUUCUUCCAGAGCUGGUGUGUGCGGACUACGGCGCCUUCAUGAAGGGAAGGUCUAUUGCGGAAAACAUCUUAGUCGCGAUGGGAGCACUAGAAGUGAUCAGUAAAGAGAAGAGGCAAGUAAUGGUGGCCAUGUUGGACCUGGAAAAAGCAUACGACCGUGUCAAUUGGUCGUUUGUCCUAGCAACGCUGGAGUACAUGAACUUCGGGGCUCCUUUUCCCAGCUGGAUAGAUGCAAUGUACUGUCACUCCACGGCCUCGAUGCUAGUAAAUAGAAGGCAGUCUCAGAAUUUUGAGCUCUCACGGUCUCUGAAGCAGGGGUGUCUGAUGACCCCCCUGCUGUUUGUGCUUCAAAUGGAAGUCUUCUUGAACUCCCUCCAGACAACACCCCUGGUCAAAGGUCUGAGAUUGAGAGAUGAGGUGGAGCCAGGCAUGCAUGCAGUUCCAGACCAAAUGGACGGGGAUCAGAGACAGGCAGCAGCGAAUCCCUUCGUCGGCCAGGGAACCGCAGACGCUGCUAUGCGAGAUCAUAGGCUAGUUCUGCGCACCCCGGUCAAGCAAAGGCGGAUGAACGAGGAUGGGGAUGGCCAAAUCAUGCGAGAGGAGGAGGAGGGAGACAUUGACUUCUUUGCCAUCACAACUUCAAGCGCAAGUGCCGCAACACAAGGUGUAACUGUUCAAGGUCCUUUGCCGCCACCUUCAAAUAUGCAAAAAGCACCGCUAGCAGCUCAGCCGUCUAGCAGUCAAGUGGGGGCAAGCAUGAUUAGACACCAGCUGGUUUUGCUGUACUUCAUGCUGUCACCGCAAGGGUGCAAAUUUAUGGCCAGACGCACGGACAAUGGGCAACUCGCCAUACCAGCGAUCGCUGUCAGUGCUUCACCGACAACCAAGGAGGCCAUCAAGGGGAUCGCUACAACCUUCAUUGCGGACUGCUUCCCCUUCCGGCUGAUUCCGGGGUUGCGCAUUGGACGAAAGACGACAGCUACAGCAGCGGGAGGAAGUUGGCACUUCUCCAUCGUGAUGCUAGAUGUCAAGGUGGGCCUCGAUGCUGCAGCCUUGCUGACAACACAAGGCGUGGUGUGGCUGUCGUCCACCUGGCUGGCCUCCACCGCAACAGAAGAACUUCAGGACAUCUACCUCACUGACGAUGUCAAUGCCAAGUUUGUGGCAGACUUCUGCAAUAUGCUGGCAACGGACAAACAACCACAUUAUGCAGACUCUUGUUAGCAGCAUGGGGGACACCUCCGGAACCAGAGGCAGCUAGACGAC